Molecule: messenger RNA, 420 nt
Organism: Hirsutella rhossiliensis
Lineage: Eukaryota; Fungi; Ascomycota; Sordariomycetes; Hypocreales; Ophiocordycipitaceae
Product: roadblock/LC7 domain-containing protein
Exons: 3
Coding region: 1-420 (139 amino acids)
Biological process (GO): microtubule-based movement
Cellular component (GO): cytoplasm; cytoplasmic dynein complex
Molecular function (GO): dynein intermediate chain binding
Source: RefSeq, a predicted model, not a curated record
AUGACGGGUGAGCCUGUUGCGAGCCGGACGAACGGCCAUGAUGCCCUUGAAGAGAAGCUAGGCCGGCUGUUGAAGAAGCCUGGCGUCAAGGCUAGCAUCGUCCUCGACCGCGCCAGCGGCGCAAUCCUCAAGACGAGCGGCGACGUGUCUGCCCUCCGGACGGCCAAAUCCCGCGACGCCGCGACGGCUGCGUCUUUCUCCAACGAGGUGCCCGCCGCCGAGGAAAGCGAGUCCAAGGGGAUGGAAGACUUUGCCGCCAUGGUCUGGAACUUUGUCGCCACGUCGGACCAGCUGGUACAGGAGGUGGACAAAGAGGACGAACUGCGGCUCCUACGAAUGCGCACCAAGAAGCAGGAGAUUGUCAUUGUACCAGACACCAAGUACCUCCUUACCGUCAUUCACGACACACCAUCGGCCUGA